This is a messenger RNA of Lepisosteus oculatus (spotted gar), 3405 nucleotides long. It is a transcript of the gene ccdc191, whose product is annotated as coiled-coil domain containing 191. The record is from RefSeq and is a predicted model, not a curated record. Lineage: Eukaryota; Metazoa; Chordata; Actinopteri; Semionotiformes; Lepisosteidae.
AGUAAGAAAAACAGGGUAUCUCAUCCAUAGGCACAACAUGAUGUGAUAUGGUCGACAGUUUAUUUCGUCGUUGCUCCUGAAAUAUGAAAAUGUUUCCGAACUCUGCUAGCAAGUUCUAAGGGUACAUAAUUGGCGCACAAAAGUAGUACAGUAUUAUGUGCUUGGAAAACCGAAGAAUACUAAUGAAUAACGUGGGGCACAACCCGGAGCUCUUUCGAUGGAAGAGACUCACGAAGUCCAAGACGCCAGUACAAAAGGUGCAGUUAAAGAAUGAUGACAUUGAUCACUGGAUGAAGAGGGUUGAAGCUGCCUCAGAAUUUGCUGUGUCGGAAGUAUUUUCGCUGCAUAAGCCUGUUGGGAAUUCGAAGAUUAGAGGUCAUGCAAUGGCAUUGGAGAGCACAGAGCAACUGCAAGAUCAUGAUGAUGCAUUCAGUGAAGCCCAGACCUUGCUGAGCGAGUGGGUGAACAGCAAGCUCAGGCUGGAACUGGAGACAGAAGAUGAAGAUGGGCUGGGGCACGUGUGUGAGACAGACCGUUCAGAACCAGCUCCACGUGUCCAGGACGGCCCAGAUUUCCUACGCUAUGACAACUUCGAUGACCUCUAUUCCCAUUUGGAGCAGGAGGCAGAGAGUUCCGCUGUGCACAGCUUUCUGCAAGAUCUCAUGGAGAAGGAAGUAGUGGAGUCUGGGGUAAUGGAUGACCUCAGAAUGGACACGGAAAGGAAGCGCCGGAGCGAUCCAAGAGUCACCAUGGAGGUUAGACACCAGCAGGUGAAGGAGAGCCGUGCGCGGCGAGAGGCGGAGCAGGAGCGGCGGCGCCGGGACAGCGCCCUCCAGAGGGAGGCCCGGGCCGCAGCGCGGCGCCUCCUGCAGGGGGAGGAGCGCAGGAAGAGGCUGGAGGCACAGCAGCAGGAGGAGCUCAUCCAGAGGGAGGUGGUCCGGCUGCGCAAGGACAUGGCCGAGCAGAGGAGCGUCGCAGGACUGGCCAGGCAGAUGGAAAGAGAGAGGCAGGAGAGAAAGCGAUCCGCAGGAGGCACAGCGCAUGCUGAGCCCAUCGCCGGCAUGGGGGUCCCCAAAUCCAGUCCCCAGCCCCUGGUCCGACAGGCUGCACAGAUGCAGCUGCAGCAUGAACAGCUAGAGGCUGAGAGACUGCGCAGACUGAGGGAGACUGAGGCCAGGACACAUAUUCUAAACUUGAGGCGCCUCCAGAAACACUUCUCUGCCUGGUACUCCGUGGUGCUGGAGCGCCGGCUGCAGGCGGGCAAGGCAGCGGCGCUGUGUGACUGGAGGAGCCAGCUGAGGGCCUGGCGGGCCUGGCAGGCCCUGGUGUGGGCCCGGCGGGCGGAGAGGACGGAGGAGGAGCUGCGCGGCCACAACAGGAAGUGCCAGCGGGCCCUGGAGAGCGACCGGCGGCGGCUGCUGCGGCACUUCCUGGGCGAGUGGCGGCGCUGGUGCCGCGCGCGGCGGGAGAGGCGCCGGCUCCAGGCCCAGCAGGAGGAGACCCGGCGGAAGAUGGCCGCCCUGAUCAGCGCCGCCUCCUCGGGGGAGCUGUGGGCUGGCCGGCCCGCCGGCCAGGGGGCCACGGCCUCGUCCGAGCAGCACCAGCCCGCGGCACAGACAGAGAGUACCCAGCCUUCCGCAAAGCGUGAAGAGACAGAUUUGGCCUCUCCUCCUCCCGCGCCUGCAGUAAGGGAUGGUGGUGGGCGCCCGGCGUCGAGGCCUAAGCACGCCUGGCAGGUCACCAAGAAACAUGCCGCGCUGACCGCGGAGGACCUCAGCAGAAACGCGCAGCAGCCCCCACCGGGGGGGGCAGCGGGCGGCGGCGGCGGCGGCUUUGAGCACCGGCACGCCUUCCAGCAGCGGAUGCUCGAGCAGCAGCGCCGGCAGCUGAGGGAGCAGCAGGAGAUGAUCCUGGAGCUGCAGGAGAACCAGCGGCUGCUGAUGCUGAGGCAGGAGGCGGAGAGGGCCCAGGCCAGCCUCCCUGCCCCGCCUGCCCAGAAACCCAGUUCAGGCGGCACGGCGCUAGGGGAGUCCAGGUCGGGAGCUGCAGUACAGAGCCAGGGAGAAAAUCACUCUAAGGAAGAGAACAACACCCUGUCUGUUUCCAGAGCACCCCUGAGGCCCUCCUGCUCUCCUCACCCUGCAGUCACAGCCAUGGAAGAGCGUGCUAAGCAGCGUGCUGUGCGGAGGAAAGAGAUUGAAGAGAUGAAAAGGAAGAGGGAGGAAGAGAGAAUAGCCCAACUACAAGCAGCUGAGGAGGAGAGACAGAGGCAGGAAGAGGCUGAGAGGCAGGCUGCGGCGGAGAGGAAGCGUGAGGAGAGGAGACUGCAGAGACAGAGGGAGCAGGAGAGGCUGACCAGGCUGGAGAGGGAGCAGCAGCUGCAGGCCAGGGCCUCCGACCACUACCUGUGCACCUUGCUGACGCGCCGGGGCCUGGCGCCGUGGAAACGGCUGCUGGAGCAAGCCAGGAGAAACGCACAGCUGGCCGAGACGCAUCACGGCCAUUCCCUCCUCCGGCGGUGCUUCAGCUCCUGGCUGCAGACGGCAGGCGAGUCCCUGGCUGAGAAGGAGGCCCGUGCUGAACAGCUCUACCGUCGCAUCCUGCUCAGGCGGUGUCUGCACCACUGGCUGAAGUGUAAGGAUUACUGCUCCGUGCUGGAGGAGAAAGCCGGGCGGCUCUGCAGAGCCAGGCUGCAGCGGAAGACGCUCCUGGCCCUGCUGGACUACUGCACCCGGGAGAGGAUGGCCCGCUGGGACAGGGAGCAGCUGGCGGAGCGGCACAGUCGCAGGCGGGCGGUGGUCAGCUGUUUCCGGGCGUGGCGCGGGUUCCCCCACCUUCUGCGGGAGGAGAGGGAGAGGGAGGCACGCAGGGAGCGUCUGCGGCGCAGAGUGGCCGAGGUCCUCCCCGACUUCGGCUCCUGAUCCCACGCUGGAGGGCGGCUCAACGGGAUCCAGACCCCCCAGCCCUUCGGGGACCUGGGGCGAGUCCUGCAUUCGGGUGCCGUGACAGGCUGCAGCAGCCGCCGAGGAGACCACGGUCUUCCUGGGACAAGAGCCGCUGGCCCCGUCCCGUGCCGCGUCACCCAGCCCUAUCCCGCCACCAGGCCGUGGCAGAGCGAAGGGCUUUCAGCAAAAUGAGGUUCCGAAACUGGACAGAGAGAGAGAAGAAGGCGGGCACCCGCCUGCUGGUCCAGCUGGCCUGGAAAAUUCAGUGGAGCACAGCAGUGGAAAACCCCCAGAAUCAAGCUGUGCUUGUGCAGUAAGUGGUCACAACAGACAUUUACCAUUUUUAACCAAAGCCUCGCCCACAAAUCUCAUUUCCGCCCGAAGUGUGCAAAGACAAGCUCGUGUCAAAAUCGUCACUGGUCAUUAAAAAGGAGACAAUGAUUCUCUGGAAAGGGCAUGA